Dibothriocephalus latus is the source of this 648-nucleotide messenger RNA. The record is from the annotation of a GenBank genome assembly. NCBI's taxonomy places the organism in Eukaryota, Metazoa, Platyhelminthes, Cestoda, Diphyllobothriidea, Diphyllobothriidae.
AUGUGCCACGAUGUAACUCUAGCCAUCAUCGGCCUCCUCUAUGAGAUUGCGGACAACUGCCUAAUCUACCUCGCCGACUGCCCGGCCGCCAACCACGUGGAUUUCGGCGCCCUCACGGCUCAGCUGGGUGACUCGCUGAAAUUUAAGGACAAUCUGGCCUCCGCCCAGUUCUUCAUCUUUAGUACCAUUCUCUGCGCACAGUACGCCAGUGUGAAUACCCACAGGGCUUCCGCAGACUCUGACGAUCAGCAAAGCAUUGCCGAGCUGCAGCUUUUCGUGCAACUCUUAAAUUUCUUCCUGAGCCAUGAAUUCGAACUGCGCCUUUACAGAGACCCCGCAACCGAGCCAAGUAGGAACGGAACUUCGGUCAACCCCUCUCCUCUCGGCGCGGUGGACGUGACGAUCAUCUGUCUGGGCUAUCUUCUGCCACUUUUGAAAGAAUCCAUCCUCAUGGAACCUGAUUUUUGCUCAAAGUUCUACUCCCUCGUGAGCUACGCCCUGGAGCUGCGCGCCGAGGGUCUGGUCCACCUCUCGGACAGCAAUAUAGCCUAUCUGGGACGCCUGGUGCGGCUGGGCCUCUUUCAAAACUCCACCACUGUCACUGCCGCACCCCAGGCCUCCGUCAGCAUCGGCUGUCUGGAGGUUAUC